Macadamia integrifolia is the source of this 4218-nucleotide messenger RNA. Its product is annotated as protein virilizer homolog. Gene Ontology annotation, cellular component: RNA N6-methyladenosine methyltransferase complex. The coding region runs from base 244 to 4218 and encodes 1324 amino acids. Gene Ontology annotation, molecular function: RNA binding. The transcript has 23 exons. The record is from RefSeq and is a predicted model, not a curated record. Lineage: Eukaryota; Viridiplantae; Streptophyta; Magnoliopsida; Proteales; Proteaceae.
UAAUUUCGUUUUGGUCCUUGGGGCCUUGGAUCCACAUCCUCUGCGAAGCUCCCCCUCCGACGUAAUUGCAGGGGCGGGAGAAAGUGUUUUUGAGCUAUUGGACUCCAACAAAGUUCUCUACUAGUCUGUACUUGGUUUCCAAAUUCCACUCGGAUCCGUCAUCUGUCUUCCCUACUGUUCUUGGGAGGUCAGUCUUCGUCUUCAAUAUAUGGUGGAAAACUAAGGUGAUCUAGGGUUCAAGAAAUGGGUCGUCCCGAGCCUUGUGUUUUGUUUGCUCAAACCUUCGUUCAUCCUCAACUUGAUGAAUACGUCGACGAGGUAAUAUUUGCAGAACCAGUUGUCAUCACUGCGUGUGAAUUCCUUGAACAGAAUGCCUCAUCAGCUUCCCAAGUAAUACCACUGAUUGGGGCCACUUCACCUCCUUCGUUUGCUUUGGAGAUAUUUGUUCAAUGUGAAGGGGAAGCCAGGUUUAGACGCCUUUGCCUGCCUUUUCUAUAUUCUCAUUCUUCAUCAAAUGUGCUAGAAGUUGAGGCUGUAGUGACAAACCAUUUAGUUGUAAGGGGCAGCUUCCGUAGUCUUACCUUGAUCAUCUAUGGCAACACUGCAGAGGAUUUGGGACAGUUCAACAUAGAAUUUGGUUUCGAUAGUUCUUUAGCAAACCUUGUUUCUUCGCCUGCUGAAGGAAAGCUUGAGGAUCUCCCUCCUGUGAUACAUUCAACAAAGUUGGCAUUUGAGGAGUCUAUAUCCUCACUAAAAUCACUAUGUUUACCAAUUGCUGAGCCAGAUAUUUCUGUUGAAAUAAGGCAGUUUGUGACGUUGGUUCUAAAGGUCUUUGAGUUCUCAGAUAUUGGUGAUGCAAGUGAAAAAAUUGCAGAUAUUGUUGUAUCAGCUGUGUCUUCUUAUGUGAGUAAUGAUUUGCACACAAAAAUUACGUUGAAUCGAUACAAGCAAGUUUGCUUCAGAAAUUGCCUAGAAAAAUCCCAGUGUGUUCUUACUGAGGCUAGAAGUGAGCUUCUUCAACUCUUUAAAUUGCUUCAACAUAGUUCAGGGAACUUGUUAGCUGAAAUAUUGGGGGAUGGAAUUAUUUUUGAAGCUGAAGGUGAUUUGGAUACUCCGGAUUUGUUAAUUGAGGUGUUAGAAAAAUAUUUUUGUGUGAAAAAGAUAUCUGCAGUUACUGCACUCCCACAGCUUUCUCAGGGCAAGAAGAUGAUUGUAGUAUUGUCCAUUGUCCUUCUCUUGUGCUCUGGGAGGGAGGGUUGUUUUCAUUUUGUGAAUGGUGGUGGAAUGGAGCAGCUUGAACAUGUUUUCCAUCAUGAGAUACAAAAAUCAACAGCUUUUACAUUGUUGGUACUUGGAGUUGUUGAGCGUGCUACUCGACAUGCGAUUGGAUGUGAAGGAUUUCUCGGUUGGUGGCCUCGUGAAGACGAGAAUGUCCCAGCUGGCAAUAGUGAAGGUUAUAGCCACAUAUUGAAGUUAUUACUGCAAAAGCAGCGCCAUGAUGUUGCUUCUCUUGCCACUUACAUUCUGCAUCGCUUGCGCUCAUAUGAAGUUGCAUCCAGAUAUGAGUCUGCAGUACUAUCUGUCCUGGGAGGUUUGACUACCAGUGGUGUUACAAAUGUUAUCUUGACUAUGCUUAUCAGUGCCAGGUCUCAGCUCAAAAGCUUCACGAAAUUGCUGAACUCACAUGGUCCAAUUGAAGAUCCUUCACCCAUGGCUUGUGCGAGGAGAUCAUUAAUUCUUGGUCAGAGUGAAGGAUUGUUAACAUAUAAAGCAACUAUUGACUUGAUUGCAUCAUCCAGGUGUUGCUUUUCCCGUUGGGAUGUUGAUCCACAUUUGCUAUCACUUCUCAAGGAAAGAGGUUUUCUUCCUCUAUCAGCUGCAUUGUUGUCAUCUGCCAUUUUGCGUUCAGAAAAAGGACAUACAAUGGACAUAUUUGUGGACAUUGCAUCAUCAAUUGAAGCUAUACUUCUUUCUCUUCUUUUCUGUCGCUCAGGUUUAGUUUUCCUACUCCUUCAGCCUGAAGUCACUGCAACUGUAAUUCUGUCACUUGUGGGUGUUGAAGAUAUGAAUAAAGAGGACUGUGUACCUCUUCGAUAUGCAUCAGUUUUGAUAUCCAAGGGUUUCUACUGUCGCCCACAGGAAGUUGGAAUGAUUAGUGAGAUGCACUUGACAGUGGUAAAUGCUAUAGAUCGUCUUCUUACAUCAACUCUGUACUCUGAAGAAUUUUUGUGGGUUCUCUGGGAACUAUGUUCUCUUUCCAGGUCUGAUUGUGGACGUCAGGCUUUGUUGUCUCUGGGGCAUUUUCCUGAGGCAAUUUCAGUGUUAUUGGAAGCAUUACAUUCUGUCAAGGAAUUGGAGCAAGUGACUCUGACUAGUGGUGCUUCAUCACUUAAUCUUGUGAUUUUUCACUCAAUUGCGGAACUUUUUGAAAUCAUUGUUACGGACUCAACUUCAUCUUCUCUGGCUUCUUGGAUUGAACAUGGUGUGGAGCUUCAUAAAGCUUUGCAUUCAUCUUCCCCUGGGUCCAAUAGAAAAGAUGCUCCUACAAGGUUGUUGGAAUGGAUAGAUGCUGCUGUAGUUUAUCAGAAAAAUGGUGCUGUUGGUCUUCUACGCUAUGCUGCAGUUUUAGCAUCUGGGGGAGAUGCUCACCUAACUUCAACAAGUGUUCUAGUAUCAGAUUCUAUCGAUGUUGAGAAUGUUGUUGGAGAUUCUGCCAGUGGUUCUGAUGUUCAAGUUGUAGAGAAUCUGCUUGGGAAACUUGUUGCUGACAGACAUUUUGAUGGAGUUACUCUUCGUGACUCUUCUGUAACACAACUGACAACAGCAUUUCGAAUUUUGGCAUUCAUUGCUGAAAAUUUGGCUGUUGCUGCUGCUCUUUAUGAAGAAGGUGCUGUAACACUUACAUAUGUAGUUCUGGUCAACUGUAAAUUCAUGCUUGAGAGAUCUGCCAAUACCUAUGACUAUCUUGUGGAUGAAGGUGCAGAAUGCAAUUCUACAUCAGAUAUUCUUUUGGAACGCAAUCGUGAGCAAAGCAUAGUUGAUCUUCUCAUUCCUUCUCUUGUUCUACUGAUUACACUUCUGCAAAAACUGCAGGAUGCUAAGGAGCAGCAUAGGAAUAAAAAGCUACUAAAUGCACUUUUGCAAUUGCAUCGAGAAGUAAGUCCAAAGUUAGCAGCAUGUGCAACUGAUUUAUCAUGUCCUUAUCCUGGUUCUGCGUUUGGCAUUGGAGCCGUCUGUCAUCUUAUUGUCUCAGCUCUUGCCUGCUGGCCAAUAUUUGGUUGGAGUCCUGGCCUAUUUCAUUGCCUCCUUGAUAGUGUUCAAGUGACUUCCUCUCUUGCCUUGGGUCCAAAGGAAGCCUGCAGCUUGCUAUGCCUUCUGAGCGAUCUAUUUCCGGAAGAAGGUAUCUGGCUUUGGAAGAAUGGAAUACCCUCAUUGAGUUCUGUCCGAACAUUGGCUGUUGGGACACUAUUAGGGCCUGAAAUGGAAAGACAAGUUGGCUGGUACUUACAGCCUGAGCACCUGGAUACUCUACAUAGCCGAUUGAUGCCACUGCUUGACAAAAUUGCCCAGAUUAUUCUACAUUUUGCCUUUACUACAUUGGUAGUGAUACAAGACAUGCUUCGUGUUUUUAUAAUCCGCAUUGCUUGCCAAAGAGCUGACAGUGCUGUUGUUCUGCUAAGACCUAUCAUUUCAUGGAUACACAAUCAUAUUUCUGAAUCAUCUCCUGCUUCUGACAUGGACAUUUUCAAGGUUUACAGAUUACUUGAUUUUCUUGCUAGCUUAUUGGAGCAUCCACAAGCCAAGUCAUUGUUGUUGAAAGAAGGUGUUGUUAGGAUACUGAUAAAAGCACUUGAGAAGUGCUUUGACUCAUUGAAUUCGGAUGGAAAGCUAUUCUCAGAAGAUAGUAUUCCCACUAAUACUGGAGGAGCCACCCUGCAUAGUUGGUGCCUUCCGGUGUUCAAGUCCUUUGCACUGAUUUUCGAUUCUCGACCAACUCUACACCGCUCUGGAGUGCAUGAAAAGGACAGCCUAGAGCGAUUGAUCACUGAAGAGUGUUCCUUAAUUUUGGUCCAAGUGCUUAAGUUCUGUGAGGUAAUUAUUAUUAUUAUUAUUUUUUUAAUCCAUAAAGUGCUUGACUAUACCUCUAUUAAAAAUAUUUAUGUUGGCUCUAUUCUUGCUCUUUUCUUUCUUGUGCAAGCAUUGUUUUGGAAUGUCUGA